Molecule: messenger RNA, 1560 nt
Organism: Medicago truncatula (barrel medic)
Lineage: Eukaryota; Viridiplantae; Streptophyta; Magnoliopsida; Fabales; Fabaceae
Exons: 5
Coding region: 1-1560 (519 amino acids)
Source: RefSeq, a predicted model, not a curated record
AUGAUCAAAAUUCAGGAACAAAGUCUUGAUGACCUUAUGAAGGAAGAAGAGCUCUGGUGGGCUCAAAGGGCUAAAAUUAAUUGGCUCCAGGUUGGGGAUAAAAAUUCCAAAAUGAGCUCAACUUUCGUGGAGUAUUUUAGUAAAAUCUUUACUUCCUCUAACCCUUUAGAUAUGCAGGAUACUAUAGAUGUGGUGAAAGACAGAAUCAAUAAUGACAUUAUAACUCUCCAAAAAGAUUUCAGUACAGAAGAAGUGUUUGAAGCAAUCAAUCAAAUGAAAAGUACUGCAGCUCCAGGCCCUGAUGGCAUGCCUGCUCUAUUCUAUCAAUCUUAUUGGGAGGUCAUUGGUAAUGAUAUCACUGAUUAUGUCCUUAAAAUCCUUAACCAUAAUGGGGAUCCUGUGUUUCUUUUUUUUGCGCUUAUUAAUGGUUACCCUUCUUCUACCUUUAAACCAAAUAGAGGUAUCAGACAGGGAGACCCUUUAUCUCCAUAUCUGUUUAUCAUCUGUGCAGAAGUCCUAUGUGGCCUUAUUACUAAGGCAAACAAAUCAGAAGCUAAACAUCUAAAGGAAAUCUUUGAUGAAUAUAAAAGAGUUUUAGGCCAGAAAAUCAAUCUUAACAAAUCUGAAAUGGUGUUCAGCCCUAAUAUUAUACAAAGUGUCAAAAAGGAGUUUCAAGACUUCAUGCCUAUCCAGAUCACUGACUCUAUUACCAAAUACUUAGGUCUCCCUACUCAGGUUGGCAGAUCAAAGACUCACACAUUCAACUUUAUCAUGGAAAGAGUCAGAGCUAAAUUAAAAGGGUGGAAGGAGAGGAAUCUAUCCUUCUCAGGAAGAGGUGUUUUAAUCAGAGCAGUUAUUCAAGCUUUGCCUACUUAUGUCAUGAGUAUGUUCCUCAUUCCCGAGGGCAUUUGUGAUAAAAUAGAGCAGGCAAUCUGCAGAUUCUGGUGGGGAGGAAAUGAAGACAGAAGAAGGAUCCACUGGAAAAACAAAGACUUCCUAUUCAAGCCAAAAUUCAGUGGAGGCCAAGGUUUUAGAACUAUGCGCAGUUUUAAUGAAGCUUUGUUAGCAAAGCAAGUCUGGAGAUUAAUUAAAUACCCUACAUCCUUCUUAGCCACUUGCCUAAAAGCCAAACACUUCCCCAAUACAGAUGUUUUAAAAGCUAAAUUGGGUAAUCAACCUAGUUUUGUUUGGAGCAGUAUCUACCACACAAAGUGGAUUAUCAAAAAAGGGGGUCGCUGGUUAAUUGGAGAUGGCAAAAAGAUAGAUGUGUGGGAUGAUAACUGGCUACCUCAUCAGAAUGGAUUCAAAACUGUCUCUAAGCCAACCAAUAACAUUGAUAUCAGAAUUGUGAAAGACCUCAUGGUGGAGGGCCAAAAAAAGAUGGCAGCAGAACUUACUUACAAUAAUAACUUCUACAGGUUUGAAGCUGUAGAACCCUUAAACCCUAAAACCCUUUCACCGCGCCAUUCAGAAACCCUGCACGGCACCACAAACCCCACACCUGACACCACCGCUUCCUCCGUUCCGACGAAGCUUUCGAUUCUUCAACAAACUCUCUAA